AUGAACUCUCCAAUUGGCGGCAUGGCGCUUAGCGGCCCCCACAAGACCGUGAGUUGCCACAUGCCGCUGGGCCGCCAGCCUCAACGAUACUUCCAAACAUCCACAACUACUGCAGCGCGAGCUCCCUCGUGCCAUCCUCUGGCCGGCGCAGCCCUCGUGCCGCAUGCGUCCUCAGGCCGCACCUCCUCAGGCAGCUCCUCCAAGCCUCAGCAGCGCAGUUUCUCAGUCAUGCAGAGUGCAAUGAAAAUCCCAGGCCUCGCCUCCGCUCUUCAUCUCAUCGGCGUGAACAGCCCCAACGGCGCCAGCGCCUCGGGUACGGACAGCACGGUGGCGGCAGCAGGGGGCUCCGGAACCAACAGCGGCGGCAUGCCCGGUCCCGAGGAGCCCCCUUCACCCCGAACAGCCAACCCCCAACCCGAGCCUCCCCAGCCCCACCCGCAACAGCAGCAACACGGACCGCUGCAAGAUCAACUAGCCGGUGGUGGCGGGGAUGGAGAUCGAGCGUCACCUGCCACCGCGUCCACGGCGUCCUCCGCUGCCGAAGUACUGUAUGAUCUAGCCGCCGCCGCGGUGGCAGCCGCCAACGGCAACGGUAACGGUAACGGACACCUGCCGCACCAACAGGAACUCAACCAACAGCAACAACAGCUAGCUGCAGUACAGCCCCAAGGCGCACGGCACAUCAACAGUUAUGCAAACGGUGUCGCACAUCGUCGUGAGAGUACGGAGGAGAUCUUGGGGAGUUUAGAUCCUUCUGGAUCGCGGACCGAGAACAACAUCAUGCCGUACACAGGGUACCUGGAGAAGAUCGAAGAACAGGAGUUCGAGUUGGCCGCCAAGGACCAAGUGCUGCGCAGCAAAGAGGAGCGCAUCAAGUCCCUGGAGCAAGAGUCGACUGAGCUGCGCAAGUCCCUGGCGUUGCUCCAUUCCGCAAAGGUGGCGGCGGAGGCUGAGGUGCAGCGUCUGCGUGCGGCGGCAGCGAUCAGCAGGCCGGCAUCCACACCCGCGCUGGGUACGGCGGCUGCUGUUGCGGCGGCGGCGGCUCCCGCAGCCGCGGAUUCGGAGGCGCCGCCGGUGCCGUCAGCGGCGGCGCCGCACACGCUGCCGUCGCCACCUCCGGCCAUCGCCGCCAGCGCACCGGCCCUCGUCACUCCCGCCGCGACCUCAAGCCCCACUCCAGCCCCGCAGAACCAGCAGGCCCCAACACCCGCGGCAACGGCGGCGGCACCGGCGGCGGCAACGUCGGUCCCACCAGUGUCUGCCCCAGCGGCAACGGCGGCGGCAACAUCGGCGGCAACGUCGGUCCCACCAGUUCCUGCCCCAGCGGCAACGCUGGCACCGCCCCCCACGACACCGCCGCUGCCGCCUCCGCCACGGGUUCCGGAGAUUGUACUGCUGUACCGCAGCAGUUGGCCGGAAGCCUUCCUGCACUGCAAUGUGGAGGGUCGGGGAUGGACGGCAGUUCCGGGGUUGCGCAUGGAGCAUGCGGGCGCGAAAGAGUACGCUGUGCGACUGCCGGGCCGCUCCGUCGAGUUCGUAUUAACCAACGGCCACGGCGAGUGGGACAGUCCGGGGGUGGGCGGCAUUGGCCGCAACUACCACAUCGACACACCCGGGGAGUACCGCCUCCAUUACGGGGUACUCGCGCAGGUGAAAGCCUGGCAGCCCUGAGGAUGCGCCUGGGCUGGGAUGAGCUGGGUGGAGAUGAGGUGAGCUGAGCUGGGUUAACCAGGGCUCUCGUGCAUGCAUGCAUGCAGGCAGAGAAGAUUUGCAGGAAAUGUCGAAAACCUGGGAGAUUGCAAUGUGGAGAUUGCGGAGAAUCAGCACGAUGGUUGGCUUGUUAGCUAGCUGGCUGGCCGGUUCAUUAAUUGGCCGACUGACUGACUGAAUGAAUGAAUGAGUCUGGUUACGUUGUUUGUCGUUGUUGCUGCGGUUCAUGGUGAUGGUGAUGCGGCUAUAGCUACAUGCGGCUAUAGCCACUGUUAAGGAAACUCGUUUGAAGCAUACUUUUCAUUGACGUUUGCUUUCGCCGGCGCGCUCCUGAAAACUGUCUUUAUCCCAGUUUGUUUAGUUGACGAUCUGGGCUCGGUGAGGGAGGUGCAGUGCGGCCCGGCCACCGUCCCGGUUAUGUCGCGGUGACUCACCGACGAAGGUUAUCGGAUAACCGUCGUCGGGCCUUCCCUUUUCCCUGGAAUAGGGCCCUGGAAUAGUAGCAAAUUAGCACCGGCCAGUGCGCACGAGGGUCGUCCU
Molecule: messenger RNA, 2250 nt
Organism: Volvox carteri f. nagariensis
Lineage: Eukaryota; Viridiplantae; Chlorophyta; Chlorophyceae; Chlamydomonadales; Volvocaceae
Exons: 7
Coding region: 1-1671 (556 amino acids)
Source: RefSeq, a predicted model, not a curated record